This is a messenger RNA of Myodes glareolus (Bank vole), 3059 nucleotides long. NCBI's taxonomy places the organism in Eukaryota, Metazoa, Chordata, Mammalia, Rodentia, Cricetidae. The record is from RefSeq and is a predicted model, not a curated record.
GGUGUUGCCUUCAAUCUCUUCCGGCGGGAGCUUCGGGAGUUGGAGUUCCGUUGCUCCGCAAAGGUGGUGCCCGGUAGGCUGCCAGGGAGAGGCGGGUUUGGCCCUCGGCGGCGGCGCUUCCUCGGCCUCUGCGGACCCGCGAGCGCGACCAGUAUCUCCGCCGCGCGGCGGGUUCCGUUCUGCGUCCUCACGCAUUGGCGGAUCCGGCGCCUUCAGGUGAGCGCGAGGAGCUCGCCCAGGCAGAUGGAACACGUGGGUCAUUGUAGAGGAGGUCCUCGGUUCUGUUCGUGUCCCAGGAGGAGGUUGGAGGCCCAGGCGGCACCUGAAGCCUGAGCUCCAGUUUUCAGCUCCCGGUCGAGUUGAUGCACCAGUGAUGUUCUUUUCUGCGGAAACAAAAGAAACUCACGAGCGGUUCUGUAACCUCGUUAUGUCUGUUUCUCAAGGGACAUAGUUGGUGUUUCUAAAUGAUACCUGAAGUACCACAACAAUGUCACUAUCAGUCUUUGCAGAAGACAUUCUUACUGUGUCGACCUUUUUCUAAGACCACAGGAAUGCAAGUCACCAUGUAAAAAGAGGAAAGAUCACCACUGGCCCCUUAUAUGUAUAAAUUGCCUGGACAUGUCCUUCAAAUUCUAGAAGAGAGUGUUCCAGUGUAUUUCUCCAUCAUCCUUUCAUGAUGGAAGCCAUCAGUUUGUCCCACGGUUUAUUUUCUAGGGGCCUAAGCUACUUUCAUCGUGAAAAGACAGAGAUGGGCAGGACGGUGUCUAACUGCCUGACAAGUAGUUACCAGGAGUCUGUGACCUUUGAGGAUGUGGCUAUAGACUUCACCCAGGAGGAAUGGACUUUACUGGACACAAAACAAAGGAACCUUUACAGAGAGGUGAUGCUGGAGAACUACCAGAACCUGGCCACAAUAGGAUGUCAGCUCAUCAAACCCAGCUCAAGCUCUUGUUUGGAGACAGAAGAGUAUAGAGUAGUCGAGAGAGGAGUUCAUCAAGAAUGGGCUCUGCGGCUUAACACUAGAGGGACAAUGUUUCAGUUAAAAAUGUCAAAUGAGACACAACUGUCAAAUAGCUACAAUGGAAAGGAGCUCUGUGACUUUAAGCCACCUGGAGAAAUCAUCAAAGAGCCUUCAUGUAGUCCGACACACAUAGGUAUUGAAAACAGAGGAAACAUUUAUGAUUGUGUUCAGCAUGGAGAAGCCUUUCCUCUGCAUCCUGAGGAAACCUCUUCUGCAGACAAAGGUCCUGAGUUAAGCCAGUGUGGAAAAGACACCAGUCUGGCUGCAAGUGCUGCUUACCAGACAACAUGCGAACCAGCCACAGUCCUCAAAUCUAGUGAAUUUCAACAAGCCCUUAAGACAUGUGAAGACAGACUCUUUAAAUGGGUACAGUGUGGUGAUGCUUUUAACACACCUAUGAGCCAUGCUGGGAAUGGUCAAACAUGCACUGGAAAAAAACCCUAUGAAUGUAAGGAAUGUGGGAAAAGUUUUAAAUAUUUUGCCAACCUUAAUAUUCAUAUGCGUACCCACACCGGCGAAAAACCUUAUGAAUGUAAGGAAUGUGGAAAAGCCUUUUCUAGGUGUUACCCACUAACUCAGCACUUAAAAACUCACACUGAAGAGAAACCCUUUGAAUGUAAGGUUUGUGGGAAAUGCUUUAGAAAUGCCUCAUGCCUUAAUGAUCACUUUCGGGUUCACACUGGAAUAAAGCCCUAUAAAUGUAAGGACUGUGGCAAAGCCUUCACAGGGCGCUCUGGCCUUAGUAAACAUUUACCAACACACACUGGAGAGAAGCCUUAUGAGUGUAAGGAAUGUGGGAAAGCCUUCACUUCAACCUCAGGCCUUAUUAAACAUAUGAAAAGUCACAUGGGGGAGAGACCCUUUGAGUGUGACCAUUGUGGCAAAGCUUUUGCUUCUUCCUCAACUCUUAUUACACAUUUGAGAACACACACUGGAGAAAAGCCCUUUGAAUGUAAAGUUUGUGGGAAAGCGUUUACAUGUUCUUCUUACCUUCGCAUUCACAUGCGGACUCACACUGGAGAGAAGCCCUAUGUAUGUAAAGACUGUGGCAGAGCCUUCACUGAGCGCACAAGCCUUACUAAACAUUUACGAACACACACUGGAGAAAAUCCCUUUGAGUGCAAUGUGUGUGGAAAAGCAUUUGCAUGUUCUUCCUACCUUCAUAAUCACAUGCGAACUCAUACUGGAGAGAAACCUUAUAUGUGUAAGGAAUGUGGGAAAGCCUUUGCUGUUUCUUCACAUCUAAGUAAACAUGUAAGAAUCCACACAGGAGAGAAACCCCAUAAGUGUGAGGAAUGUGGGAAAGCAUUCACUGUGCGUUCUGGUCUCACAAAACAUAUACGAACUCACACUGGGGAGAAGCCCUAUAAUUGUAAAGAAUGUGGGAAAGCCUUUACUACAUCGUCAGGCCUCCUCGAACAUAUAAGAAGUCACACAGGAGAGAAACCAUAUGAAUGUGACCAGUGUGGGAAGGCCUUUGCUUCUUCCUCCUAUCUUAUUGCACACCUGAGAAUUCAUACUGGAGAGAAGCCCUUUGAGUGUAAUGUGUGUGGGAAAGCAUUUACAUGUUCCUCCUACCUUCACAUUCACAUGCGAACGCAUACUGGAGAGAAACCCUAUGGAUGUAAGGAGUGUGGGAAAGCUUUUGCUGUUUACUCACAUCUAAGUAAACAUGUAAGAAUCCACAGUGGAGAGAAGGCCUAUAAAUGUAAAAGUUACAAAAUAGCUUUCAGUAGUUCUCAUCUUACAGAGCACAUAAAAACCCUUGAGAUAAAUUCUUUGAUUGGAAGGAAUGGAGAGACUGCUUUAGGAAGUUCUGUUACUUCAGGAGUGCAUUCAAAUUCACAGUGGAAAGAAAGUUUAUCAGUAUAAGCCAUUUGUAAAUUGAUUAUAUAAUAUUUGACUUCAGAGAUAUGAAGCAAUUCAAGUUGCAUAGAUGCCUCAUGAACUGAAAAGAGUGGGAAGUUAUCAGAAUGCUCAAAGUCCAGUUCACAUGAACCCACUGAAGCUAUACAAUGUCAUAAACAUGGAAAGCCUU